UUGGGACUUGAGAGGCCGGGUGGGGGCUGGCAGGCACGCAGCAGCAGCACUCGCACCAGCAGGAGGGCCUGAUAUAGCGACGCCCAGCGUGCAGCAGAGUUCUUUCGUGACCUCCGCCGUCACGCCCCGCUUCGGCUCUCGCCCGCGUCGUUGCAAGCUCAAGCUCGCGCUCCUCCUGCUCCUCUCGCCCGCCCUCGCUUCUUCGACUCUCGCACCGCAAGCAUUCCAGCAUGGCAGGUUCUGCGCCAGAAGGAUCCCAGUUCGACGCGCGCCAGUAUGACGCGAAGAUGGAGACCAUCUUGGGCGGCGAGGGAGAGGACUUCAUUUCCACAUGGGAGGAGGUCCACGAGACGUUCGACGUGAUGGGUCUUCACGAGAACCUUCUGAGGGGCAUUUAUGCGUACGGUUUCGAGAAGCCGUCGGCCAUCCAGCAGCGCGGAAUCGUGCCGUUCACGAAGGGGUUGGACGUGAUCCAGCAAGCCCAGUCCGGUACGGGUAAGACCGCGACGUUUUGCUCAGGCAUCCUGCAGCAGUUGGACUACCAGCUUUUGGAGUGCCAAGCCUUGGUGUUGGCACCCACCCGUGAGCUGGCCCAGCAGAUCGAGAAGGUGAUGCGCGCACUGGGCGACUACCUUCAGGUGAAGGUGCACGCGUGCGUGGGAGGAACCAGUGUGAGGGAGGACCAGAGGAUUUUGCAGGCGGGUGUGCACGUGGUGGUGGGAACACCCGGGCGUGUGUACGACAUGUUGCGCAGGAAUGCGCUGCGCGCGGAUUCCAUCAAGUGCUUCGUGCUGGACGAGGCCGAUGAGAUGCUUUCUCGGGGUUUCAAGGACCAGAUUUACGACAUCUUCCAGCUGCUGCCCCAGAAGCUUCAAGUGGGCGUGUUCUCCGCCACCAUGCCCCCGGAAGCCCUCGAGAUCACGAGGAAGUUCAUGAACAAGCCGGUGAAGAUCCUGGUGAAGAGGGACGAGUUGACGCUGGAGGGUAUCAAGCAGUUCUACGUGAACGUGGACCGCGAGGAGUGGAAGUUGGACACCCUGUGCGACCUGUACGAGACAUUGGCGAUCACCCAGAGCGUGAUCUUCAUCAACACCCGGCGGAAGGUGGACUGGUUGACGGACAAGAUGCGCGCCCGUGACCACACCGUGUCGGCCACUCACGGAGACAUGGAUCAGAACACCCGGGACAUCAUCAUGCGAGAGUUCCGUUCGGGGUCUUCCCGAGUUUUGAUCACAACGGACCUGUUGGCGCGGGGUAUCGACGUGCAGCAGGUGUCUUUGGUGAUCAACUACGACCUGCCAACUCAGCCGGAGAACUACCUUCACCGUAUCGGUCGCAGUGGGCGGUUCGGGCGCAAGGGAGUAGCGAUAAACUUUGUGACGAAGGAGGACGAGCGCAUGCUCCAGGACAUCCAGAGGUUCUACAACACCGUGGUUGAGGAGCUCCCGUCGAAUGUCGCGGAUCUUCUGUAGGUCGGGGAUAGUUCUGCAGGAGCACGUGAGUUGUAAUAUGCAUACUAGGCUGUUAAUGUAUUAUUUUCUGGUUAAGCUGUACUGUGAUGUUCUUUAGUGAGCAGCUUAAUCAAUUGUGUUUUUGUAAGUGCGUUUCUUUAGUAUAGUUUUUUUUAGCAUUCCUUUAACAUCUUUUCUGUAGCCGGAAAUUAUUUAACAUCUGCCAGAUUUUUAUGUCUUUGUAGAAUUAUUGAUGUUUCUGUUGCAGUUUCCGCACGGUGGUUGGGUUAUGGUGUACGUGGCCUUCGGUUCUAUUGAGGGAUUUUUCAGUCGGUCAGAAUUAUUAGGUCUAUUUCAGUCACUUUUAAAUUUAGUGUGAGAAGGAGACAACGGGAGAUUUGUCGUGUGUAAAGUGUUCGGCUCAUCGGAAUCGCUUGUCUCCUUUCGGAUUUGGCUCUGGAAUUAAAGGUUUUUAUUUAC
Messenger RNA from Physcomitrium patens, 1931 nucleotides. RefSeq names its product eukaryotic initiation factor 4A-10. NCBI's taxonomy places the organism in Eukaryota, Viridiplantae, Streptophyta, Bryopsida, Funariales, Funariaceae. Gene Ontology annotation, molecular function: nucleic acid binding; ATP binding; RNA helicase activity. The record is from RefSeq and is a predicted model, not a curated record.